AUGUUCAAGUUUAUCAUUCUUUCGUGUCUCGUUGCAACAAUUUUUGCUGAUGGUUGGCAUCAACCUUUGGUCAUCAAGACCAUUCAAGCUGAAGCACCAGCCAACUAUGACUUCAAUUACGCAGUUAGCGAUUCAUUUACUGGAGAUUGGAAAUCUCAAAGGGAAUCAGCAAAGAACGGAGCCAUCUCGGGACAAUACCAACUUAACGAUGCUGAUGGUUUCAGAAGAAUUGUUGACUACACUGCUGACGAUCACCAUGGAUUCCGAGCUAAUGUUCGUCGUGAACCACUCGCACAUCAACCCAUAAUUGUCAAGAAAAUUAUUGCUGCACCAGUUCACGCUCCAUGGUAUCAGCCAGUUCGUAGAUGGUAA
Molecule: messenger RNA, 372 nt
Organism: Clunio marinus
Lineage: Eukaryota; Metazoa; Arthropoda; Insecta; Diptera; Chironomidae
Source: the annotation of a GenBank genome assembly